AUGACGAACACUUACCGCGCUGCAUUUGGGUCCUCCUCUCCUUCCACCAACGAAAGCCGUUACACAGAGAGUGAAAGCACUUUCUAUGUACAUAACCCACACCUGGAUGGGAUGAAAGAUGACUUUCUCUACCACUUUAACCUGGGGACCUCCACACACAACCUGCCUGCCAUGUUUGGGGACGUCAAAUUUGUGUGUGUUGGGGGCAGUCCCUGGAGAAUGAAGUCCUUCAUAGAGUACAUUGCUGGAGAGCUGAGUCUGGAGGACCCCAAGGCUGAGUACCCCAACAUCUGUGCAGGAACUGACCGCUAUGCCAUGUACAAGAUUGGCCCCGUGCUGUCCGUCAGCGUACGUGAAGAAAUAAAAUACCACUCGCCAUUUCAAUCACUUCUGAUUUAUUAUAGUGUCACUAGAUGUUAGUAGGUUUAACACGGGUUUCAAUCACUUGUA
Messenger RNA from Salvelinus fontinalis (brook trout), 450 nucleotides. RefSeq names its product uridine phosphorylase 1-like. Lineage: Eukaryota; Metazoa; Chordata; Actinopteri; Salmoniformes; Salmonidae. Gene Ontology annotation, molecular function: uridine phosphorylase activity. The coding region runs from base 1 to 420 and encodes 139 amino acids. Gene Ontology annotation, cellular component: cytosol. The transcript has 3 exons. The record is from RefSeq and is a predicted model, not a curated record. Gene Ontology annotation, biological process: uridine catabolic process.